AUGUCAAGAAGAGGCUUACGAGAUGAAGAAAUCGAACGAUUAUUGUGUGAAAUUCCAUCAGACGAGGAUUCCACUGUUGACACCACAGAUGACGAAUCUGAUUAUGAAGCAAGCAUUGUUGCGGAGGCUAUUGUGUCGUCUGAAGGCGAAGUUUCAGAGAGCGAGGAAGAAAGUGAGUCCACUCCGCCAAAACGCGCUGCUGACACAGCGCCAACUUGGGGACAACAAUUCAAUGCUACCUCAGGAAUGCAGUUCGACAGUGAAUCAGGACCAAGUGCUUUUAUUAGGGACAUUGAUGAUCCAGAACCUAUCGAUAUAUUCGAAAAAAUAUUUCCAAAAGAGCUAGUUCAGCUAAUCGUUUUCCAAACAAAUUUAUAUGCGACGCAAUCUGGCAAGUCUUUCACUCCAACAACUGACAAUGAAAUACGAACUUUCCUGGGAAUCAACAUUUUGAUGGGUAUAAAGCGUAUGCCAGCAUACAGAGACUACUGGUCUAAUGCCCCAGAACUUCAUGAUCGUUAUAUUGCAUCUCUGAUGGCAGUAAAUCGGUUUGGAUGGUUACUGAGGAACAUUCAUCUGAAUGAUAACACAUUGCAUCCAGAAAAAGGACACCCAGGUUAUGACAAACUGUACAAGCUGCGACCAGUGAUCAAGAUACUAUCUGAAUCUUUUUCCAAGUGUUACCAACCCAGCAAACACCUAGCAAUUGAUGAGUCAAUGAUCAAAUUCAAAGGCCGCAACAGUAUGAAACAAUACAUGAGAGAUAAACCCAUAAAGCGUGGUUACAAAGUGUGGAUGCUGUGUGACAAGACCUCUUACAACUUGAAAUUUGAUAUUUACACCGGAAAAGUAGGUGACACAGUGCAAACAGGCCUUGGGGAGCAUGUAGUGCUGACAGAGAAACAUAUAUGCCUGUGGGACAGUUCAACCAACAAGGAAACAUUUACCCAAAUUAAAAACAGACAAAGAAUUAAGCAGAGGUGA
Molecule: messenger RNA, 984 nt
Organism: Schistocerca americana (American grasshopper)
Lineage: Eukaryota; Metazoa; Arthropoda; Insecta; Orthoptera; Acrididae
Product: piggyBac transposable element-derived protein 4-like
Exons: 2
Coding region: 1-984 (327 amino acids)
Source: RefSeq, a predicted model, not a curated record